Boleophthalmus pectinirostris (great blue-spotted mudskipper) is the source of this 2470-nucleotide messenger RNA. RefSeq lists its product as uncharacterized. Bases 16 to 1992 code for a protein of 658 amino acids. The record is from RefSeq and is a predicted model, not a curated record. Gene Ontology annotation, biological process: cell surface receptor signaling pathway. The transcript has 12 exons. Gene Ontology annotation, cellular component: plasma membrane. Lineage: Eukaryota; Metazoa; Chordata; Actinopteri; Gobiiformes; Gobiidae.
GAUCCAACUCUCAACAUGUCUCCACCUCUGUUCACGUCUGCUGCUGCAUUCUGUCUGUAUUUUUCAUAUCUAGCAGCGGCUGUUAAAUUUCAGCAGUCUCCCUCGAUAAUAGUGAACCAAGGUGUUAGCGUGUCUAUAGAGUGCAACCAUGACGACAGUUCCCUCACUGUUAUGCUCUGGUACCAGCACCAGCUGGACACUCAGUCUAUGAUGUUAAUAGGAUACCAUUAUGGAACUGACAACUAUGAGAAAGAACUUGAAAAGCAGUUUAAGAUAGAGAGAUCCUCUGUGAAGACCAGCUCUCUAACAGUGCUCAGUACAAGCCCCUCACACUCGGCUGUGUACUUCUGUGCAGCCAAUGCAGAAGCUAUAACAUUUGAGCCAUCUCACCCCAGGAUAGUUAAUAACUCCACAGAAGUAGAGAUCGAUUGUCACCAUGACAGCAGUGAAAUGUACGUAAUGCUUUGGUACAAACAACUCCAGGACGGACAGAUGAAGUUAAUUGUUUACAGCUACUUUGGCAGUGACCCUGUAUUUGAGAAAGACUUUUUGAAAAGGAUGAAGAGAACAGACAGGCAGACAGGAGCUCUGAUCAUCUCCAAUGUGGAGCCCAAUGACUCUGCGAUGUAUUUCUGUGCUGCCAAGGCAGAAGCUAUAACAUUUGAUCCAUCUCAUCCCAGGAUAGUUAAUAACUCCACAGAAGUACGGAUCAACUGUCACCAUGACGAAAGUGAUAAGAAUGUAAUGCUUUGGUACAAACAACUCCAGGACGGACAGAUGAAGUUAAUUGUUUACAGCUACUUUGGCAGUGACCCUGUUUUUGAGAAAGACUUUUUGAAAAGGUUUGAGAUGAAGAGAACAGACAGGCAGACAGGAGCUCUGAUCAUCUCCAAUGUGGAGCCCAAUGACUCUGCGAUGUAUUUCUGUGCUGCCAAUUUCUGCCUUGCUGUGCAUAUCAAACAACUUCCAUUUGUGCAGAGCUAUACAAAUUUUAUUGCAUCUUUUCAUUGCUCUCAUCAUCACAAAGACCACCAUUACAUGUACUGGUAUAAACAGAGUGCUUCAGAGGGCAUGACAUUGGUGGCAUAUUCUGCUGGAAAAGAUACAGCCACUUUUGAGAGCACUCAGCACAAAUCCAGUGGCUGUGGAAGUUUACUCAACAAGGAGCCCUCUGCACAGGGAGCGGUGGUCGGCUGCGGCUGUCACGGUCUGUCAUGUGGGCUCCUGGUGGAUCUCUCUGCUGGGCCUGUGGUGAUUCCUGGUGGCGGAGGACGGCUCUCUGCUCCUGGUGCAGAUGGCUCCACUGAUGGUGCGAUUGUUUUCAUGGUGGGGACAGGGGGCACCGUGAUACAAUCCUAUAGAGACGCCAUACAAAAACCUGAAUGGAUUCAGUUUGACAAAGAAGAAGCAGAAGAGGAGGGAGAGAGAUUUUCAGUGUCAGUUUUGAUCUUCACCAACAACACUGUGGCCAGCACUCAGCCUGCGUACUUUGGACCAGGCACCAGGCUCAUGGUACUAGAACCCAACACUGAAAUCAAAGAACCACAAGUGAAAAUCUUCAAACCAUCAGAUAAAGAAGGUCCGAAAACCAAGACCCUGGUUUGUGUGGCCAGUGGAUUCUACCCGGACCACGUCACUGUUACUUGGUUCAUUAAUGGAGAUGAAGCUGAAAAUGGGGUAUCUACAGACAGCGCCCCCCAGAGGGAAGACAACAAGAAUUACACCAUCACCAGCCGACUCCUGAUCCCUAAGGCAGUGUGGUACAUCCCGCACAACACUUUCAGAUGUGAAGUGCAGUUUGUCAACAGGUUUAAUGUCACAAAGCAUGCUGAUGAAAUACAAGGAGAAAAGGACAUCUUACGUGAAAAAUACAUGAAGACCACUCAAGCUGGCAAACUGUCGUACACUGUUCUGAUCAUCAAAGGGCUCAUCUAUGGAGUGUUUGUGGGGGCUCUAGUCUGGAAACUUCAGGGAACAACUGGGAAACAGUGAAAGAAGUGGAGCUCGUGGAUUAAAUGUUAUAUUUUAGAUUAUUAUAGAUUAUAUAUUAUGUUUCUGUUUGUGAAAUAGAUAGUCUAAUGCAUGUUUAUGUCUGAAUACUGAAUAGAAAGAGUUAAACAGCUUUUUGAAUGAUAAUGUUUCCUUUUUCUUUACCAAAGAUGGUGCACAUCUGCCAAAUUAGACAAUAUAGACUUGAGAAGAAAUGAGAUGUAUCAUAAAAUCUAGGUGUAAAGUCCUGAUGAUGGGCUGUGAACUCUGUCAAAUUAUCAAAGUAAGUCAUUUGUGUUUGGUUGAAAAAAGUAAAAAUGCCUUAUGUCUUGUAUAAUCUAUGGAUCUUUAAGUGUAUCUGUUUCGUUGCUCAAUCAAAAUACUUUGAGCUCAAUCCCUGAUAUACUGAUAAUGUUAAAAUGUAAAUAAUGUAUCCUUGUGAUUUAUGCUGUAUUGAUACAAAUAAAUGUUUUGCAUGUAA